Messenger RNA from Corticium candelabrum, 10221 nucleotides. RefSeq lists its product as uncharacterized. The transcript has 8 exons. The coding region runs from base 1 to 10221 and encodes 3406 amino acids. Gene Ontology annotation, biological process: calcium ion transport. The record is from RefSeq and is a predicted model, not a curated record. Gene Ontology annotation, cellular component: plasma membrane. NCBI's taxonomy places the organism in Eukaryota, Metazoa, Porifera, Homoscleromorpha, Homosclerophorida, Plakinidae. Gene Ontology annotation, molecular function: monoatomic cation channel activity.
AUGUCGUCUACAUCUGGAAUAUCCCCAACUGUGACAUCAGCAGCCAUUACCAUUUCUGUGUCAUUAUUAUCAUCACCAUCAACACCAGUGCUGCUGCUACCGCCGCCCCCACCACCAGCACCAUUAUUAUCAUUGAGCAGUCUGCAUAAGACUGUGAUAUUUGUGACAGCUACAUCUGGAUUACCUUUAACUGUGACAUCAGCUGCCAUAACCACCUCUAUGUUGCCAUCACUAUCAUCAUCAUCAUUACCACCAUUGGUACCAUCACCACUGCUAUCAUCAUCAUUCUUCUUUGAAAGGAUUAGUAGGGGCACUACUACUAUUCAGUUGUCCCCAACAAAAAGUGUCGACUUUGAAGUAUUACUGCUUGCUAGUUUGCAGACACCUGGUUUUGUUACAAAACCAACACUUUCAUCAAGUCAAAAAUCACUCUACCCUAUCGCCACUGAGCCUACUCCAACUAGAGUUGAUGCAGCAACAAUGACAACAGGUCAACUGAUGACUGAAACUCCAAUGUUUGCUGAAGACAUGACCACUGAUACUUAUGACAGUGGAAGUUCAGAUGAUAAAUAUGCCGGCUGCUUUGCAAACGAUACAUCAAAUGACAUAUAUCUGUCUGGUUACGUGAAACCUAGGAGGUCGACAGCAGUUAGUGUGUCAACUUGCCAACAGGCUUGUGUCCUUGAUGGUCAUUCGUAUGCUGCAUACAGUAAUGAAUCUCGUUGCUUUUGUGGGAAUAAUCUACCAUCCACAAAAGUUGAAGAUUAUUUUUGUAAUGUGGUGUGUGGUGUUGAUUGUGGCAGGUACAAAUUCAGUAGUGUCUAUACGACGGCUGAUGUGUUAGCUGUUGCUUUAUCUGUCACUGAGAUUGUGACUCAAUACGAAACAGUGACGUUUAGAAUCAGUUCUCUAGUGAAUGGGAAAAUCAAUGAUACUUCCUUCCAUUGGGAUUUUGGAGAUUUCAGGAGUGUGACAGUGACUACUACAGACAUGGUGUUUCAUCAAUACAUGAUGCCAGGCAGUUACACUGUCCGAUUAACUGCAAUCGAUGUGAUUAAAUUAGUGGCUGUUGAUGAAGCUGCAGUCCGAGUGGUAGCUGAGCCUAAGUUGUUAUUGGCUUUUGAUAAGGUCAUUAAUUUGCAGAACUUUUCUGCAGUAGGGGACGCUUGGCUUCUUCAAGGAACUGACGUGUCAGUUAAUUGGAUUGUUGGAGAUCAUUCAGCACAAAUACUGCAAAUAGAUGUUCCUGUGACAUCCAUGGGCUACAUUGUAGAUCAGACUUCAGAUGCUGGAGCUGUGACUCACUUUGCAUCAUCUGUUAAUGAUCUUGGAGAUGGACUCUAUUCUCCAUCUGAUGUUUUUGUCUUACCUCAUUCGAUGGAGGUAAACAAUGCUGGUAUCCUGGAAUCUGUGGAAUUUGAUGUCAGCAAUGAAUUAUUGAAUUUGUUGUUGUUUCAAAAUGAUGGCAAUAUACAGAUAAGAUUUCAAGUGUAUCGACCAGUCUGUGUUGAGUCAAGUACAAUGUUGUUAUCUUGUGAUUUUGGAGGGUUACCAUCGUGCUUUCCUAUUACUAAUGCAAGUUGUCCUGAACGCUUGGAAACUACUUCAUAUCGUUAUCUUUCAUAUGUUCCUCGGUAUACACUGAUUGGUGUGGUAGGCAUGAAUGUUACUGCAACAAGAAGUGGGACCCAUCAUCUGGUGAAGUUGGGAUCAAAUGAGGAGAUUGCAGUGAAGAGCGCAGAUGUAUUGGGAUUUCAGUUCGGAGCAGUGGGAGAUAUCUUGCCUUUCCAAAUUAAGACUGCUGCUUUAGGUGCAGACAGUGGGACGACUAUAGUGCAACUGUCAUUUGAAGAUAAAGGCAAUCGGUGGAUUGAGGUUGGCGAACAAGCACCAGAUUCAAAAUUUGUGUAUAUUGAUGUAGCAGCAUUGUCAGUUAGAGUGUACAUCCGUUUUCCUGUCGUCUUGGUUACUUCUACAGAGUUUGAGAAACGUUUGAAGACAGGAGAUCAUGGAGUUAAUCAAACAGUUGCUUUUGUUGCUAUCAAUGGGUUAUAUAGCGUGGAGCAGUCUGAUGCAGUGGCCAUUUAUGAUCCUGUUAUGAACUUGUCUACUGCGUGUGCGGAAUCGAUAUCUAACAAUGCAGUGGCAGUGGCCUCAAAUGAACUUUUUCAUCUUGUUUUUACACUUGAACAAGGGACAUCAGCUUCUUUUCUGUAUAGAUUGGGUAAUGUUUCACAUGGGAAAUUGACAUUCACAGAAAGAAGCAAGGACUAUGUGUACUGUUAUGACUCAAGACAAGUGUUUCUAAAUAGCAGUGAGUUUCCUUUAUCUGUUACGGUUCUCUUUCAGUUGGCAUCGGUUGGAACGUACGAACUGCAUGGGUAUGCAAUCAACCCAGUGAGUGUCAGUGAUGAAGUCCGUCUCAAAAUUAUUGUACAAGAUAAAAUUGUAUUGCCCAUUGUUAUAGCUUCUGGUAUGAAAUUCUUAUCAUCGGGCCACGACCACGUAUUAUUUGUGGCCAAAGGUAAAGAGCAAUUUUUUGAAGUGACAGCUACUGCAGGCACUGCGCUGUGGUACACCUGGCAUAUGGAUACAUAUGAAGUGUUGACAAGUUCAAGUCAGAUAAAUCACACGUUUACUGUGGCUGAAGCGGUCUUGAUGGGUGUUCUCAUUAAAAAUGAUGUGAGCUCUGAAUUAAUCACGGUGAUGGUAGUUGUUCAAGAGCCAGUUUUUGGAAUCAAAAUAGUUCCAAAUGGAGGUUUUGUUUGUGUCAAUGAAUCAGUAGCUAUUUUGGUUUUGUUAAAUUUUGGUUCCGAUGUGUUCUAUCGAUGGACAUUUGAGCAUUCUGGAACUCAAGACAUAUAUCUAUUUAAUCCAGUGGAAGAUGGCAGACAAGCGGGUGAUUUGUAUAACUACACUUUUAGACAUGAAGGCAGCUAUGCAUUAAUAGUAGAUGCAUUCAACAAUGUUUCUUCAGUCUCAAUGCUUGCACACUUCACUGCUUUCCAGAAGGUUUCGCUGGUCAUUAAUAUUGUCUCUGUGGUGAAAUUAGGAACGUUUAUUGACUUUGAUGUUGUCAUUGAAGGAGCACCAGCAAAUUUGACAGUCAUCAGUGGCAACCAAUCAGAAACAUUUGUGAAUGCCAUAUCUGGAACCUUCACGACCAGUAUUGCUUUGUACUCGGUGGGUAAUCAGACAGUUGUGCUAGAGGCCAUUAAUCCAGUGUCAUCAACAACUGAGGUUGUGUUUCUGCAAGUAGAAGAGACUGCUAUUACCACCUCUAUGCUGUCAUCACUAUCAUCAUCUUUGUCACCACUGCUACUACCACUAGCAUCACCACCACCAUCGUUAUCAGGCAGCCGACUGGAAAGUCUGAUAUUUGUGUCCUCUACAUCUCCAACUGUAACAUCAGCAUCUAUUACCACCUCUAUGUUGUCAUCAUCAUUAGCAUCAUCAACACCACUGCUGUUACUACCGCCUCCUCCACCACCACCAUUAGUAUUAUUAUCAUUAAGGAGUCUGCAUGAAACUCUGAUAUUUGUGUCAUCUACAUCUGGAUUAUCCCCAACUGUAACAUCAGCAGCCAUUACCACCUCUAUGUCAUCACUAUCAUCAUCAUCAUUACCAUCACUACCACCAUCGUCAGGCAGCCAACUGAAAACUCUUAUAUUUGUGUCGUCUACAUCUGGAUUAUCCCCAACUGUAACAUCAGCAUCUACCAACUCUAUGUUGUCACCACAACCAGUAUCAUUAACACCACUCUUGCUGCUACCUCCUCCACCACCACCAUUAGUAUUAUUAUCAUUAAGCAGUCUGCAUGAAACUCUGGUAUUUGUGUCAUCUACAUCUGGAUUAUCUCCAUCUGUGUCAUCAACUGUUAUUACCACCUCUAUGUUGUCAUCAGUAUCAUCAUCAGUACCACCACUGUUACUAUCAUUACCAUUGGCAUCACCAACAUCAUCAUCAGGCAGCCGACUGGAAACUGUGAUAUUUAUGUCGUCUACAUCUGGAAUAUCCCCAACUGUGACAUUAGCAGCCAUUACCAUUUCUAUGUCAUUGCCAUCGUCAUCAUCAACACCACUGCUGCUAGUACCGCCACCACCACCACCAGCACCAUUAUUAUCAUUAAGCAGUCUGCAUAAGACUGUGAUAUUUGUGUCAACUACAUCUGGAUUACCUCCAACUGUGACAUCAGCUGCUAUUACCACGUCUAUGUUGUCAUCACUAUCAUCACCAUCAUCAUUACUAUCAUUGGUACUACCACCAUCACCACUACUAUCAUCAUCAUUAUCCUUUGAAAGGAUUAGUACGAGCACUACUACUAUUCAGUUGUCCCCAACAAGAAGUGUCGAUUUUGGAGUAUCACUGCUUGCUAGUUUGCAGACACCUGGUUUUGUUACAAAACCAACACUUUCAUCAAGUCAAAAAUCACUCUACCCUAUCGCCACUGAGCCUACUCCAACUAGAGUUGAUGCAACAACAAUGACAACAGGUCAACUGAUGACUGAAACUCCAACGUUUGCUGAAGACAUGACCACUGAUACUUAUGACAGUGGAAGUUCAGAUGAUAAAUAUGCCGGCUGCUUUGCAAACGAUACAUCAAAUGACAUAUAUCUGUCUGGUUACGUGAAACCUAGGAGGUCGACAGCAGUUAGUGUGUCAACUUGCCAACAGGCUUGUGUCCUUGAUGGUCAUUCGUAUGCUGCAUACAGUAAUGAAUCUCGUUGCUUUUGUGGGAAUAAUCUACCAUCCACAAAAGUUGAAGAUUAUUUUUGUAAUGUGGUGUGUGGUGUUGAUUGUGGCAGGUACAAAUUCAGUAGUGUCUAUACGACGGCUGAUGUGUUAGCUGUUGCUUUAUCUGUCACUGAGAUUGUGACUCAAUACGAAACAGUGACGUUUAGAAUCAGUUCUCUAGUGAAUGGGAAAAUCAAUGAUACUUCCUUCCAUUGGGAUUUUGGAGAUUUCAGGAGUGUGACAGUGACUACUACAGACAUGGUGUUUCAUCAAUACAUGAUGCCAGGCAGUUACACUGUCCGAUUAACUGCAAUCGAUGUGAUUAAAUUAGUGGCUGUUGAUGAAGCUGCAGUCCGAGUGGUAGCUGAGCCUAAGUUGUUAUUGGCUUUUGAUAAGGUCAUUAAUUUGCAGAACUUUUCUGCAGUAGGGGACGCUUGGCUUCUUCAAGGAACUGACGUGUCAGUUAAUUGGAUUGUUGGAGAUCAUUCAGCACAAAUACUGCAAAUAGAUGUUCCUGUGACAUCCAUGGGCUACAUUGUAGAUCAGACUUCAGAUGCUGGAGCUGUGACUCACUUUGCAUCAUCUGUUAAUGAUCUUGGAGAUGGACUCUAUUCUCCAUCUGAUGUUUUUGUCUUACCUCAUUCGAUGGAGGUAAACAAUGCUGGUAUCCUGGAAUCUGUGGAAUUUGAUGUCAGCAAUGAAUUAUUGAAUUUGUUGUUGUUUCAAAAUGAUGGCAAUAUACAGAUAAGAUUUCAAGUGUAUCGACCAGUCUGUGUUGAGUCAAGUACAAUGUUGUUAUCUUGUGAUUUUGGAGGGUUACCAUCGUGCUUUCCUAUUACUAAUGCAAGUUGUCCUGAACGCUUGGAAACUACUUCAUAUCGUUAUCUUUCAUAUGUUCCUCGGUAUACACUGAUUGGUGUGGUAGGCAUGAAUGUUACUGCAACAAGAAGUGGGACCCAUCAUCUGGUGAAGUUGGGAUCAAAUGAGGAGAUUGCAGUGAAGAGCGCAGAUGUAUUGGGAUUUCAGUUCGGAGCAGUGGGAGAUAUCUUGCCUUUCCAAAUUAAGACUGCUGCUUUAGGUGCAGACAGUGGGACGACUAUAGUGCAACUGUCAUUUGAAGAUAAAGGCAAUCGGUGGAUUGAGGUUGGCGAACAAGCACCAGAUUCAAAAUUUGUGUAUAUUGAUGUAGCAGCAUUGUCAGUUAGAGUGUACAUCCGUUUUCCUGUCGUCUUGGUUACUUCUACAGAGUUUGAGAAACGUUUGAAGACAGGAGAUCAUGGAGUUAAUCAAACAGUUGCUUUUGUUGCUAUCAAUGGGUUAUAUAGCGUGGAGCAGUCUGAUGCAGUGGCCAUUUAUGAUCCUGUUAUGAACUUGUCUACUGCGUGUGCGGAAUCGAUAUCUAACAAUGCAGUGGCAGUGGCCUCAAAUGAACUUUUUCAUCUUGUUUUUACACUUGAACAAGGGACAUCAGCUUCUUUUCUGUAUAGAUUGGGUAAUGUUUCACAUGGGAAAUUGACAUUCACAGAAAGAAGCAAGGACUAUGUGAACUGUUAUGACUCAAGACAAGUGUUUCUAAAUAGCAGUGAGUUUCCUUUAUCUGUUACGGUUCCCUUUCAGUUGGCAUCGGUUGGAACGUACGAACUGCAUGGGUAUGCAAUCAACCCUGUGAGUGUCAGUGAUGAAGUCCGUCUCAAAAUUAUUGUACAAGAUAAAAUUGUAAUGCCCAUUGUUAUAGCUUCUGGUAUGAAAUUCUUAUCAUCGGGCCACGACCACGUAUUAUUUGUGGCCAAAGGUAAAGAGCAAUUUUUUGAAGUGACAGCUACUGCAGGCACUGCGCUGUGGUACACCUGGCAUAUGGAUACAUAUGAAGUGUUGACAAGUUCAAGUCAGAUAAAUCACACGUUUACUGUGGCUGAAGCGGUCUUGAUGGGUGUUCUCAUUAAAAAUGAUGUGAGCUCUGAAUUAAUCACGGUGAUGGUAGUUGUUCAAGAGCCAGUUUUUGGAAUCAAAAUAGUUCCAAAUGGAGGUUUUGUUUGUGUCAAUGAAUCAGUAGCUAUUUUGGUUUUGUUAAAUUUUGGUUCCGAUGUGUUCUAUCGAUGGACAUUUGAGCAUUCUGGAACUCAAGACAUAUAUCUAUUUAAUCCAGUGGAAGAUGGCAGACAAGCGGGUGAUUUGUAUAACUACACUUUUAGACAUGAAGGCAGCUAUGCAUUAAUAGUAGAUGCAUUCAACAAUGUUUCUUCAGUCUCAAUGCUUGCACACUUCACUGCUUUCCAGAAGGUUUCGCUGGUCAUUAAUAUUGUCUCUGUGGUGAAAUUAGGAACGUUUAUUGACUUUGAUGUUGUCAUUGAAGGAGCACCAGCAAAUUUGACAGUCAUCAGUGGCAACCAAUCAGAAACAUUUGUGAAUGCCAUAUCUGGAACCUUCACGACCAGUAUUGCUUUGUACUCGGUGGGUAAUCAGACAGUUGUGCUAGAGGCCAUUAAUCCAGUGUCAUCAACAACUGAGGUUGUGUUCCUGCAAGUAGAAGAGACUGUUAACAUCACCGGUUUUAUAUUUAACCAGGUGCAGUCAGUGGAGGAGAAUUUAGUAGUUUCUGCUAUUGUUGCUGCUGGAAGUAAUCUGUUGUUUCGGUGGGAUAUAAAUGGCACUAUCAUUAAAUUAAUUGACCCAGUUUUGACGUUUGAUCACUUUGGGACAGGAGUCUACUUCGUCACUAUGACAGCUUCCAAUGCUUUAGAUCAGCAGACUUUUGAAGUUGGAACUGUGCUUGUUGUGGCAGCAGACAGUUGUGUAUUUAUUCCGUGUGCAAAUGGUGGGAGUUGUGAGCUAAUAGGGUAUGAAUAUCACUGCAUUUGCCCAUUUGGAUGGGAUGAAGAAAGAUGUCUGACAGUUUCAGCAACCCCGGGUGUUUUGUCAGUCAGUUUUAUUUGUCCGGCAAUCACUGGUCAAUACUGGGUCACAGAAUGUCAGGUGGACUCCGUCCUCAAUGCGCAGUCUCAUUUAGAUGUGCCUUUGUAUUACUGGGAUUUCGGAGACUCGAGUACAGGAUUUCUGUAUGGCACUACAACUGUUGGCCAUGUUUUCUCUGUACCGGGAAAUUAUACUGUUCGGCUGACUUUGUGGGCAAACUCACAAAUUGCACACUAUGAAAGCACUGUUGUGGUUAUUGGCUUUCCUAAACUGAAUUUAGAAGUGCCUAUGGUAAUCAGCUCGGAAGACAAUGUCUCAGCUUUGACAACGAGUUUGUUGUAUCGAGGUUCUGACAUUGAGGUUGUGUGGUCAGUGGAUGGAUCUAAUGUCUCAAAUUAUUAUGUUCCAGGUGUCGUCCUUUCCACCGUGGGGAUGGAGGAUUACAAUGACAUAAGCUGGGUGGCAAACUCGACUGCGGUUGUGUCAGAUGAAGGUAGUGUGCUUAACUCAUCGGAAGUAUAUCUGGCAGUACAACAUGGGGAGGUAAAGCAUUCAGGCGUACUUGAAGCUAUAGAGUUUACUGUGUCGAGCAAGGUCAUUCAGGCAGCAUCUGUAGGAUCGGUUCAACAACAGUGGAUGAUGAGAUUUCAGGUGUAUCGUCCUCAGUGUCGCUUACCUGGGACCGUUCUGUUUUCCUGUCCUGAUCAAAGGGGACUACGUUCUUGUUAUCCGAUGAAUAAAGCUAUCUGUCCAUCAAGAAAUAUUACGGAACCAACAUAUCGGUAUCUUUCAGACGUUCCUAGUUAUGUCUUAGUUGGAGAAGCUGUUGUAAAUUUGAUGUCCUUGGGCAACACAAGUCAUAAUAUGUUAAUCUUGAACAAUAGCGAAGCUAUUUUAGUAGAACCUGGAGAUGUCUUGGGUUACCAAGUAGACAUGAUUCCUGGAUCUUUCGUCGACAUGCUCAAAAGCAAUCACAAGAGAAACGUGACAAUGGUGCGUGUUUUGUUGGCAAGUGAAGGCUUAGUAAGGUAUCCCAACGUUGGUGAUGAAAUCACGUUGACGGAAUUUGAGUAUGAAUUGAAACAUCUUGUAUAUGUUCGAGUGUUUGUGACUUCGUCAGUGCCAUUGCGUCUCCCUGAUGAGGUGCAGGAUUUGUUGGCAACUAGACAUGGUGUGCAAAGAGUUAUUAGCAUAACUGCAAGUAAUCGAUUGGGUAUUGCACAAGCAACGUCUGUUGUUGCUGUAUAUGAUCCAAUACAGAACUUAUCUUAUGUUUGCCCUUUCCAGCUGUUGAAUGGUUUGGUUGCGUUGCCAACUAUUAGUAAAGCUGUAACUGUGGUGUUCAGGCUGGAUGCAGGUACCACAACUACUUUGCAUUACUCUUCUCAGAACGUAUCAGGAAGUGCCAGUUUUGUUGACGGUGUGUCUACAAACUUGUGCUCUGGUUUGGUUUAUCGUGAAUUUGGACUUUUUGCUUUCAUCACUUUCAAUGCGUCAGAAGCUAGGACUAUCAAUAUGACGGUGUACGCUACUAAUUUGCUGGGAUCAUCUACUCCCCUAGGAGUAAUAAUAGUCAUGCAGGAUGCUGUAUCGUCAGUUAGCCUACUAGUUGAUGACAUGCUGGUUACUUCUGGUUUGGUGACGACUGUCAGCACUGCGCAAAAUGUGACAUUGUCUGCUGCAACUGAGGGUGGUACUGCAGUUGAAUAUUGCUGGAGAAUCAUAGGAAACAGUACAGUUGUUGAAAGAAAUGGAAUUGUGUUUAUUCAUAGUUUUGAGGAACCUGGUGACUAUCAGGUUGAAUUGGUGGUCAAGAAUUUUGUGAGCAGUGUUUUAACAACUGGGUCAAUCCAGGCACAGAAUGAGAUCAGAGGUUUACGCAUACUUCCUAUUAGACUAUAUGUAAGCGUCAAUGAGACAGUGGUGUUUGAAAGAUACGUUACUUCAGGCUCACACCUCCGUUUCAAUUGGUCUUUCACACAUGAAUUGACUGGACACAAAGAUAGUUACUUUCAUAUUCACAAGGGAAGUCAGCACUACCGGUUUGUGAAGGAGGGAUUAUAUCAUAUUCAACUGAUAACUAAUAAUGAUAUUUCUGGACCGGCAAUCUCUUUUCGAUCUGUUGUUGUUAUUCCGAAGAUUGAGCAUCUAGAAGUGAAGGCUCUCUCAUCAGCUACAGUAAACACAGGUGUACAAGUGAAUGUGUCAUUUACUGGUGCUAUGGUAAAUGUUACCGUAAUGGCUGGAAAUGAGACUCGCUUCUUUAGCAACUUGAAUUCGAGAAAAAUUCAGGCGCUGUUCACGUUUGUGGAGAUCGGUGUCUAUGUAGUGAACGUUACUGCAUUGAACCCGGUGACAUCACCUCAGACAACAUUUCAAGUCAUUGUAGUUGACAGGAAACCGGAUGUAGCAUUGAUUGUGCCAGAGAGAGUGUUGUCUGCUACUGGCAAGCAAGUAGUGGUUACAGCAAGUGUCAGUGCUGAUGUGUUUGCUACAUUUGAGUGGUUGUUGGAGCUACUAUUCAAAGCAACAAUUCUCAUUCAUUUUUGCUGCUGGAAUCCGAAAGACCCGUGA